AUGAAGUUGGAUGGACACACGCUACCAUGGGUGCUGGUAACCCUGGUGGUAGUAGAGGCAAGUUCUGGUGACAAGAGACCGCAUUUCGUUGUCGACCCGCCGUCUCGGCUCUUGUGGCCGACAACCAGGGGUGCCUAUGCGGUCUGUCGCGCGUCAGGACAUCCACAACCUGACAUCCACUGGGUUACUGCUGAAGGACAGCUGGUUACGACUAUCCCUGGCUUGAGGCACGUGUUACCUGAAGGUAAGUUGGUGCUGGGCGCUCGUCGCUCCCUGCUGGAUGCAGGGAGUGGAGGUGGCUCAGCGAUUCUUCGAUGCAGAGCGUCUAACCGCGUGGGAACUGUGCUGUCACGCCCUGUUUUGUUGCAUCCAGUGGAAGACAACGUCCUAUACCAUACGGCUCGGCAACUGACUCCGGCUAAAAUCGGAGGAUCGGUGGUGCUGCGCUGUGAGCUGUCGCCUCAGGUUGGGCACGUGGAGGUCACGUGGCUUCAGGACGGCCUCACGUUGUCUUCAGGAUUCUUAAGCGGUGACUCCCGCUGGGUGUUCGGGGCGGGAAAUCUUUUAUUUGGUUCCGAUUUGUCCCAGGCGGAUUUACAAGCGGAAUAUUCCUGUGUUGCCCUGGAUACGUCCAGCCCGCCACUCAAAUUAACUACAGAUGACAGCGCAUGGUUGGAUAACAUAGAGUUGAACUCAGUGGAAGCCAAAGAAGGGGAGACGAUAGUACUACCGUGCAUGCUACGGCAUAACACGGGCCAUACUGUGACUUGGCAGCGGCAGGAUGCGAGCGGCACGUGGGCAUCUGCUGAAGACGGCACGGUCCGUGGUGGGGCGCUGAUACUACCAGCAGUGAGGAUGCACCACGCUGCCAAGUACGCGUGCUUGUCUGGACCGGAGAGUUCGCCCAGGAUGCUCAUACGACUUGUUGUGUACGAAGCUCUGACUGUGUCCGUGUCACCAAAUCCUCUGAUGGUAGCAACCGGUGGUACAGGCCACUUCAACUGCACGGUUUUUGGAGGGCGUGGAGGAGGGAUAACCAUCAGUUGGCAACACGAAGGAAGGCCUCUCCACGCUCCACAAGCGAAGCUGUCUAUAGGACCAGUGCGUUCACAUCACACAGGACUGUAUCAAUGUACUGCUCAUGAUCAUGUUGAUUCAGCAGUUUCUGGAGCCGAAUUAGUUCUUGCUGAUAGGCCGCCGCGGCUGGUCUCCACUUUCAGCGAAGCAGUUGCGAGGAUAGGACAGAGCAUAGCACUACGAUGUGCUGCGACCGGGAUACCUUCUCCUAGAAUUAUUUGGACUUUGGAUGACCGACCAAUCCCUGCUGCACCAGAUAAGUACAGUGUAAAUACAAGAGCAGAAGCAGUUCCCGGGGCAGAGGAAGGUACUAUAGUAUCAACACUCAGUGUGACGAUACGAAGUACGGACGAAGGAGGGAGGUAUGGGUGUAAUGCUACCAACUCUAGAGGAUCGCACGCGCAUCAGUCAAGGCUUAAUGUUUAUGGUCCGCCAAACAUUCGGUACUUAUUAACAUUGCACGUAAAAUCAAACACGGAUGUGAAAUUGUAUUGCCCAUAUUCAGGAUAUCCGAUUAAGGAAGUAGUGUGGCGUCGUGAAGACGGCUCUAUCGUGGAAGUGGAGUCUGAGCCGGGCGACGAGCGCGGCCUGCUGCGGCUGUCGUCGGUGCGGAGCGCGGAGUCGGGCGGCUACUCGUGCGAGGUGCGCGCCGAGAGCGGCGAGCUGGCUCGGAGGACCGUGCGCGUCGAAGUGCAUAAACCGCCGAAGAUAGCAGAAAUCCAUUUCCCCGAAGAGUUAGAAGUCGGUGGGAGUUCCCAAACGUCAUGCACCCUCAUAUCUGGAGACAAGCCUAUACAAUUCACGUGGCAUAAGGAUAACUUGCCGAUACCUUCAGCGCUUAAGGUCGAACAGAAGAAUAUGGAUUUCUUUACGAUAAUAGUAAUUCAAGAUUUGACUUCAGCUCACAGUGGAGAAUAUACUUGUAAAGCUACUAAUGAUUUUGGAAGUGUGAGUUCUACUGCGUCUUUGGUUGUUAAAGAGAAUCCAACUUGGGUGUGGCGGGCUCAAAACACUUCUGUGUCGGCCGGAGCAUCGCUUCUACUGCCCUGCUCUGCUAAAGGGCAGCCGACGCCACGGAUUAUGUGGGAGUAUUCCAGUGAUGGUGAAAACUGGCGUCACAUGUUGUGGGGCCAGCCGGAAGACUCUAGCAGAGGGUCGGUCCUCUCCGACGGCACUGUGUGGUUGCGCGCCACUGCGCCGGAUCACGAGGGCUGGUACCGAUGCACUGCGCGGGCGCAGCAUGCGUAUCUACAUCACUCCUUCUAUCUUGAUGUUAGAGAGCCACCACGAGUGACCAGAGGAGGAGGGAGUAGUGGCGAGGUCUCGUGGGUGGUGAGAGGGUCCACAGCCCGUCUCACCUGCAUUGUACGAGGGGAGCCAGAAAUACACGUGCAUUGGACGCAUGACUCCAGACCUUUGGAUUUGCACGGCGCCGGCGGAGUGGAAACACGUGACACGACCAACGGAAUUAUAAAUUCGGAAGUGACUAUCGCCCAUGCUGGGCCCGAACACGCCGGCGAGUACCGGUGCCAAGCUAGGAACUUGUACGGGAGCGAUGACAUCGUAUAUCGGCUGUUUGUUAAAGAACGUCCAAGCGUGCCAGAAGAAGUGCGAAUAUCAGAGGUAUGGUCCCGCAGAGCUCGGAUCACGUGGCGAGUCACGCGAGGCGUUUUGAUCUCUCACUACAUACUCCAAUACCGGGCGUUGACACGCGACUUCGCGAACGCUCCGGUCGACGCUCCGCUGCCCGCGCUGCUCGACACUUGGGACACGCCCGAGAUCCUCAACGUGACGUUGGCUGCAUCUGACUUGGUUCACGUCGCGUCGGAAGGGCCGGGUCGCGCAGGCGCAUCCGUGGCAGGACUGUCGCCCGACACGCGGUACGCGUUAAGAAUAGCAGCCCUUAACGACGUCGGCAUGUCCGCGUAUACAACACCAUUGCACUUCACUACUAGGGAGGAAGCUCCUGGUGGAGCUCCUCGGGACAUAUCAGUGAGAGCACUCGGACCUCGUGAACUUCACGUAUCUUGGCAGCCACCACCGCGCGAGACAUGGCACGGCACUCUCCUAGGCUACACGAUCCGUUGGUGGGAGGUGUCUGAGGAAGGCAAAGGAACUCUAACAGAAAGCGCAGCGUCAGACAGCGGGGCGAGUGCGGACGCUACCAGUACCAACCUUAGAGGUCUGAAGGCUGCCACAAGGUAUGGAGUGUCAGUGAGGGCGUAUAAUGCGGCUGGCACUGGACCGACCUCACCACCGCAUUAUAGACAUACUUUGGAGUCGCCACCCACCGGAGGUCCAGAAGGAGUGACGUGCUUAUCAAGCAGUUCCACAUCCCUCAGAGUGUCGUGGCGCCCUCCCGCCGUCGACACUCGGGGCGGUCUCAUCACCCACUACACUUUACAAUAUACAAGACGGGAUGCUGACCCUUUACUGCCGGCGCAAGACGCUUAUCUUAGGAUUCAGGGUGAAGAUGCGACGGUGUCCCGGCUAACGUCGUACGCCGAAUACGAGAUAAGGGUGCGUGCACACAACGCGGCAGGGGACGGACCGCUGUCAGCCCCGCUUUCAUGCAGGACUGAAGAGGAUGCGCCGAGCGCGCCGGGCGGCAUGAAGCUCGUCGCGCUCGGGGAGCGCUCGCUGCGCGCCUCGUGGCUGCCGCCGCCCGAGCCCAAUGGGAAGCUCACCCACUACACGCUUUACAUCAAGGAUUUGUCUGGGUCUCAGGACCCAAACUCGACUCGAGUGAACGCAUGCGGAGAGGCAGAGGGCGGUACUGUCGAGUGCAUGAGGUCCGUGCGAGGUCUCAGGCCAGGGAGGACGUACGAGGCUUGGGUGAAGGCCGCCACUGCUGCCGGCGACGGACCUCCGUCAGCCGCUGUGGCUUGUCAGACUAGUGCUUUGGCCCCAGCCCGCAUAUCCUCAUUCGGUGGAGUAGCGAUGGGAGCUGCAGGCGGUUCCUUAUCCCUACGCUGUGUGGUGGGAGGCGCGCCACCACCAGCCAAGAGAUGGCUGCGAGGAGGAAGCCCGUUGCAUCCACGACCACCUUUUCAUUUGGAUGGUGAUGCGCUAUUGAUACGAGGUUUGGAGUUAUCUCACGCCGACAACUACACUUGCGUGGCUGAAAACCCUCACGGAUCUGACUCUGUAACUUGGAGAGUGGUCGUUUUGAGGCCACCUCCUCCACCAGCUCUUGGAUUGCUAGAAGCACGGCCAAGAGAACUUGAGCUGGAGCUGCGACCAGCGCUCAGAGCGCCGGGACAUGCGAUAGCCAAGACUUAUAAUUUGCAUUGGAGAUUGGCGUCACCAGAGGGCGAAUGGCGGAUCCAAUCCGCUACUCCAGGUCCUAUCACGUUAACCGGUCUUCGCUGUGGCUCGGCAUAUAGAGCUUACGGUACCGCUGGAGGGGCCCCAGGGUCCGAGCUCUCAGUUCGUACCUCUGGCGGACCGCCCACUGCUCCGCCAGACACGAGGUGGAUCAGAGCCAAUGCCACUCAUGCUAAGUUUGAUACAAGCGCGUGGAGUGAUGGGGGUUGCGGGCCAGUCGCUUUGAAGCUGGAGUGGGCAGGAUCAGGUGUUGCUGGUGCCAGAGACGUGCCAGUGGGAGGAGAAGUUAUAUUAGGAGGUUUAUCACCGGGCUCAAGAUAUCGUCUCGCAGCUCGCGCCUCAAACGAAGCAGGGUGGACACGAGAAGUGUACGAGUUCACCACAGCACAAUCCGAGGGAGGGUACGCAGAAGAAGUAGACGCGCCUUUCCCCGCCACUGCAGGAGAACUUGCGCUACUGCUGGCACUGUGUGCUGCAUUAUCUCUUGCCGCACUCACCAUACUGGCUAUACUGUUGAGGAGGAAACGGACCGACGUCGCGCUUCCCCGAGUGACCACGAACGCGGAGAAGCCAGACUGCGGAACAUACAGGGCGCCAGCGCAUCAGACUCCCAAACUACCACCGGACCCUCCAGAUGUGUACGAGAUAAGUCCGUACGCGACGUUCGCGGGCGGGCCGGGCGGUCCGGGCGGUCCGGUGGGCCCCGGGUCGGUGUCGGAGAGCUCGCGCGCGUACACGCUGCAGCUGCGCGCGCUCGCCCGCCACGACGACGACGCCGCGCCGCCCGCGCAUCCCGCAUGCUGCGACGAAGAGACAUGUGUGGACGCGUGCGACGCUCAGAGGCGGCGGAGACGCCGUCGACAACACUACUGCCCCGACCAUGGUUGUUCACAAGACUCCGGAAGUUGAACUACGUUACUACCGAUUAAGUUUAAGAUCGUCUAGUCAUUGUAAUUUUAGUUAGAUCGGUUAUACAUAUUAAUAUGUAUACAAAAAUUUAUACAAUAAUUUAUAUAUAUAGAUAUUGU
Messenger RNA from Manduca sexta (tobacco hornworm), 5432 nucleotides. RefSeq names its product Down syndrome cell adhesion molecule-like protein Dscam2. The record is from RefSeq and is a predicted model, not a curated record. Gene Ontology annotation, molecular function: protein binding. NCBI's taxonomy places the organism in Eukaryota, Metazoa, Arthropoda, Insecta, Lepidoptera, Sphingidae. Gene Ontology annotation, cellular component: axon; plasma membrane. Gene Ontology annotation, biological process: cell-cell adhesion; axon guidance.